Nelumbo nucifera (sacred lotus) is the source of this 2093-nucleotide messenger RNA. RefSeq names its product UDP-glycosyltransferase 88B1. Gene Ontology annotation, molecular function: UDP-glucosyltransferase activity. Lineage: Eukaryota; Viridiplantae; Streptophyta; Magnoliopsida; Proteales; Nelumbonaceae. The record is from RefSeq and is a predicted model, not a curated record.
CUCGCUAUGCUACCAGCGUCAGGAGUCGGGCCACUGGCCACCCACAUAGUUGCUGUUGCAAGGAAAACUCGAAAGCCAAGAUGAAAGACAGCGUAAGCUUAGUUCUGUAUCCAUCUCCAGGUGUUGGUCACCUGGUCUCCAUGGUGGAGUUAGGAAAGUUCAUUCUUAAUCACUACCCUUCUUUCUCCAUCACCAUUCUCAUCCCCACCCCACCCUUUAAUCUAGGCUCUGUCACUUCUUACAUUAACCGUGUCUCCACCACCACCCCUUCCAUCACCUUCCAUCACCUCCCCUCUGUUCCUUUUUCUCUUGACUCCAAUUCCUCUCCCCACCACGAAACCCUUAUCUUUGAGUUUCUCCGCCUCAACAUCCCCAACGUCCACCAUGCCCUUCAAACCAUUUCUCAGUCCUCCACAAUUCGUGCAUUUAUCUUUGAUUUCUUCUGCAUCAACUCUCUCGACGUUGCCGCCGCCUUCAACAUCCCUGCUUACUGCUACUACACGUCUGCUGCGUCCUGCCUCGCUUUAUUCCUUUAUUUCCCGACAAUCCACAGAAACACCACGCAAAGCUUCAAAGAUAUGGACGCCCAUCUCGAGGUCCCGGGCCUACCACCAGUUCCAGCCCGUGACAUGGUUAAGCCGAUCCUUGAUCGAACUGACAAAGCCUACACAGGACUUUUAAACAUGAGUACUCAUCUUCCUAAAUCAAGCGGAGUUAUCGUAAACACGUUUGUGUCGCUGGAGAUAAGAGCUAUCAAAGCCUUAUCAAAUGGAGUUUGCGUUCCGGAAGCUCCCACCCCACCAAUCUAUUAUAUCGGACCUGUGAUUGCGGCCGAUGAUAGAACAGGUGGUGGAGGAAGUUACACAACCGAGUGUUUAACGUGGCUCGACUCUCAGCCGAGUCGUAGCGUUGUGUUCCUUUGUUUUGGUAGCUUGGGUUUGUUCUCUGCGGUACAAUUGAAGGAAAUCGCAGUUGGGUUGGAGAAGAGCGGACAGAGGUUCUUGUGGGUGGUGCGCAGCCCACCCAACGAAGACACAAGCAAGCGCUUCUCAGAACUGCCGCCGGAACCCGAUUUGGAUGCUUUACUGCCAGAAGGGUUCUUGGAACGGACAAAGGACCGAGGCCUUGUGGUGAAAUCAUGGGCCCCCCAGACUGCAGUGCUGAAACGGGAAUCUGUGGGUGGGUUCGUGACACACUGUGGGUGGAACUCGAUUUUGGAAGCUGUUACUGCAGGCGUCCCCAUGGUGGCGUGGCCUCUCUACGCCGAACAGCGGUUAAACAGGGUUCUGUUGGUUGAGGAAAUGAAGCUGGCUUUAUGGAUGCAUGAGUCGGAAGACGGGUUCGUGAGUGCAGCGGAGGUCGAGAAACAGGUAAGAGGGUUGAUGGAGUCAGAGGAAGGAAAAGCCAUCAGAAAGCGAACUCUUGCCAUGAGAGAUGGCUCAAGUGCUGCAAUGAGCGAGGGCGGGUCAUCUCUUAUUGACCUUGCUAAGUUGGUGGACAUAUGGAGGAUGCGACAAUGAAUUUCCCUUAUCUACUCUGUUUUAGUUUGGUAUUUGUGAUUUGUGAAGAACUAAAUUGAAGAAAAAGGCUCUGAUGAUGCUGAAGAUAAAGAUGAUGAUUUUUGAGGAGGAGGACAUGAGUAAUAACAAAAUUCCGAUUAGGUAGUAAUUGCCUUUCGUAAAGCAUACCGCCUGAGAAUUCUUGAUGGAACGAUUCACUAAACAAGGAAAAGAAGAAGAACAGCACAAGAAGACACCAAAGACGAACCAACCACAAAGAAGAGACAUAAGCACAAACCAGAACAAAAAAAGCAAACCCACAAAGAAGAGAGGUUAUUGACCAAAACAGAGUCGUCUUUGUGAUAUCUCCUUUGCAGCGCAGGAGUCUGAUUCUGUUCGUCGUCCAUUUAUGUCUUCCGAGUUUUUUUUUUUUUUUUAUUUCAAUUUGCUUGAGUGAUUCGUGGGGAAGGAUUAACCCCUUCUUGUGUGUAUCCCGGUUUUUAUUUCUUAUAUUUUCUACUUCUGUUUGUUAUCAGUGGACCAAAAAGAAAAGAAAAGAAAAAUAUGUGGCUUCAUAAAAUGAUCAUAUCCAUG